This is a messenger RNA of Macrobrachium nipponense, 3590 nucleotides long. Its product is annotated as HAUS augmin-like complex subunit 1. The record is from RefSeq and is a predicted model, not a curated record. The transcript is spliced from 8 exons. Lineage: Eukaryota; Metazoa; Arthropoda; Malacostraca; Decapoda; Palaemonidae. Bases 70 to 903 code for a protein of 277 amino acids. Gene Ontology annotation, cellular component: HAUS complex; cytosol. Gene Ontology annotation, biological process: spindle assembly.
AAAAGAAGGCCUUACAUCAUAGAAGUAUGAAGUAAAAGUUCUAGUCAUGAUAUUUGACUUUAAAGUAACAUGGGCCCAUCAAUUAAUGCUCCAAAGGUGGUCCAGUGGCUUCAGGAAAUAUAUGGUGAAGAAAGAAUUCCUUUAUAUGAGAAAACAGAACGUAGUAUCACCAUCUUGUAUAAGCUAAUGAAGGAAUGUAAAAGAGCAGAAGGCCAAGCAAGAAUAUUGACUGAAGACUACACCAGGAAAGCAGCAGAAUAUAAUGCGGAAGCUCAGCAGCUUCAGAAAUGGCGGGAAACUGCAGAGUUACAUCCAAGUCAAUUGACACCAGAAAACCAGAAGUCUUUACAGGCCCUUGCACAAACUGCAAAUAUUCUAGAUGUUCAGACUCCCUCCAGUACCAAUAUUAUCUUGGCAAUGAAUCAAUUAGAAAUGGAACGUAUGCAGAUAGCGAGUGAAUUAGAACAAGAGAAAAGUCGAACAGCUUAUCUUUUAGAGGCAAAUAAGGACUUAUCCAAGAAACUGCAGGAUAUUAAAAUUAUAAUGAAACAAGCUGAGGCUACAUGGAAACUUAGACAAGAAGAACUUGCCAAGGAUGCCAAGUGGAAACAAUUCACUGAGAAGAAGUCCAAGAAUUAUGAAGCAGACAUCAAUAAAUUUGAGGCAAAGUUAAGCCAACUAGGACUAACAAAGGAAAUUACCCACGGCAACAUAUCAGCUGAAUGGGUACAUCUUCAGACCCUUGAGGAAGAGAUAAAAACCCUGGAAAAGCAGCUUAGAAGCUAUACCCUUCCACCUGACAUGAGCUUGGCAGAACUUAAAGUUCAAGAAGCAAGACAAGAAUUGGCAACCCUCAUAGAGAAAUUUUCUGAGAACUUCAAUACAGAUGUUUUACAAGGCUAAUUAAGGCCAACAUGGGAAGACUAAGAGGAAAUUGGCCUAGAUUAAAAAGCAUUUGUUUUGACAUAACUAGUGUUUGAUGAGGUAGACUUUCUGUGAGUACAGUCACAUGAAAACAGAAAAAAUUAUUCUUUCAUCACAGUUUUAUUCAUUAAGCAAAAUUAUACAGUUUAGUAUGUUGGUGGAUCUGUCACUUCAACAUAAUAGAUGAAAGAGGCCAAGUAAAAAUGAGCAAACCAUUGUUUCUCUGAGUGCUCCUUGCUCUCCUAUGGCCUUUUCCAUUUCAUCGUAAAUAUAGUACAUAGUAAUUGGAGAGGGCAGUUGAGGAGUACUAGAAUCCAUACUUCCAUGUAUGUAUGUGUUUCUUUUUCAUUAUUUCUACCUGCAAGAUUAGUAAUUCACCCUACUUUUUUAUGUCCAAAUAUGGUUCUCUCUUAAUAGUGAACUGCAUCCUGAAAUUGUUAAUUACUUCAAAUAGUGCAUGCUAGUAUGUCAUUCUGUAGCACUUCAGAUGCAGUAAGCUGUGUUUAAAGAUUUAUGUUGUUUGUAUUUUUAGUGCUAACAUUAUUACUUCAUUCACAUUUACUCUUGUUUGCUCUUUUUUCACUUUCAUAGCUAUUUCUAGAGAUUUGGGUAUAUGAUGGUUUUUCAUAAAUGUAUAUAGAAAUAAGGAUUUUCCAGUAAUUUUGUAAAACAUUUGUAUUGAUGUAAAAAUUAUCAGUUAAUUAUUUUGUGAAAAAUAAGAUAAGACAUUUGAUGGUUUCUUUUCUAUAAUAAAUGUGUACAUAAUGAAUGGUAUUUAGAUACUUUUCUUUGAUACUUAAUAUUUACAGGAGCCCCUCGUAUAAUGAAAUUUAUGUAAACACACACACACAGGGGGGGUGGGGGGGGGGGAGAGAGAGAGUGUAUGUCAGAGUACCAGUUUCAGGUUCUGGGUAAAUGAUAGUGCAUUGUAAGGUGCUACGUAUUAAUAGUACGCAUAAUUACAGAGCUCCCCCACUUCUACGUGUGGUAAUAGGUUCCAGAACCUGCCACAGAAAUGCAGAACUCCCCUCUAAAAAUGCUUCUUACUAUCUUAUAACUGCCAAAUACCCAGUAUUCCAUAAACUAAAAUGCUUUUAACUAUAUUUUAACAUUUCACUGCUUAAUUUGAUAGUUCAAAUAAAAUAUACCUUAAAUUAUCCUAAAGCAAUUUAAUAUUUCAAACAAAGUACACCCCAAACCAUCAUCCCAAAACAUCCUAAUACAUCUUAGAUUAGCACCCUUUUACAACUGUUACUCUUAAGUAUACAUGCCCCUAAAAUACUUACAACAGUGCGUUGGAUAGUCUAUUAAGUACUUUAUAUGGAAUUGCGAGUUGGCCCCAGGGUACCCUAUCUUGUAGGUCAUAUGCCAGUCUUUGUUACUGAGUGGGUUUCGUUAUUUACCAGAAGGGGUAGACCCCUGAGCUGUCCAUUAAGUUGAAGUGACACUAUAUUGCACUUUGCAAAUCCUGGAAUUUUUCUUCAAAUGUUUCUUGAGUUCUCAGUUCCCAAUAAGGCUGAUUUCCAUUUGGAUCCCUCUGGGUUUAUAGUUUGUUGACUCUCUCCUUAAGGUUUUCCAGCUGAGGUUUUAAAGAAACGAAAGAAAGAAAAUUUGCCACACAAGUCAAGGGCUGACUGUAUUUUAAUUGACCAUGCUUUAGUCAGCUAGUUAUCAUAGGUUGGUUUUUUAUUUCUUUGUUGAUUAGGUAUAAUAUUUUUGAAGUUGAUUAACCCUUAAUGGACCGAUACUCUCAUAUGAGUAGCAAUAACAGGUUUGGGCGGUGGAUGGAUUCACUCAUGGUGAGCAUCAAUGUUACGCACCAUUAGUUUGGUGGAAUCAUGCGGGAAAAAGGUUCAUAUACUUCUGUUGCCCAUAUAUUCACUAAUGGCAACUUUUAGACUGGCUCAAAACAACAAUUAGGCAGCUCAUGAGUUAGUUGUGAUCUUGACUUCAAAGGAGCAAGUACUGCCUCUCUCUCUCAUAUAAUGACGUUUUUUUAUAAACUUGCGUAUAAAUAUACCCAGGGGUUGCUGUUGGUUUUAUCUUUUAUGAUAGUAUAACUGUUAUAAUUGUAGUUUUCCAAAGAAAUAUUAGAAAAGACAUGUAUUAUCCCAAAAGUCACUGGCAACCUAUUCCUGGAUUUUUCCGUGGAAUCUAUCUAAAUAUUAUUCGCAGGAGGACUCUCUCAUUCGUGGGUUUUUCCAAUGAGCAAUAUUCACUAAUUAGUGCAUUUUGAGGUUAUUUUCAUGACUAAAUACAUUUUUAUGAUGCAAAAUAAUAAAAUUAUAUUAAAUAAUAAAAAUAAUUAUUUUCAAAUGUUAAUAUAAUAUAAACAGCAAUAGUAAUAUCAAUUCAUUAAAGAAAUUACCAUAGUGUAUUAGUAAGUUUUAGAUUUAAAUUAAUAAAUUACUAUGUAAAAUUUUAGAGGAGUACAUAUCAUCCCUCAUCUUUUUGCCACAGACUUGGAAAGAGGGUGGAGGGUGAGCCUGUCACGAAUGUCAAGAAAGCUGACAGAAAGAGUGGGGGAGCUUUGCCAUGUCUGUGAGUCUCUAGUAAGUGCUUCCAAUUUGGUGUCAAUGGAGAUACUGAAAAAUAUUUCUCUCUCUCUCUCUCUCUCUCUCUCUCUCUCUCUCUCUCUCUCUCUCUCUCUCUCUCUCUCUCUCUCU